CGUCAGAUGCGUCUCAACAAAAAUAGUUACCAAGAGAUUUUCAUUAAAAAAAGGUGUAAUUCUAGGUUUCUAUCAUGCGGUUGCUCAUUUAAAACAUUAAUUCUGAUGAUUUCUGUUUGGCUGUGUUUAAAGUAAAGCUGUGUGAUUUGAUAUCUUUGUUAAACGCUAAAGUUUUUUAGCGAUACGCUCAGAUCGGUUGCCGUGUCUCGAGAUGACUUCACGACCGCAGUUAAUCGCAUCGCUUUGAGGUGCAAUGCAGAACGUGGAUGGUCCUUACGAGAGGCUCAUUUUGCUACACCUUCAGCAUUAUGGAUUCAUCUCAGACAAUGGCUCUUCUGUGCAUUCAGGUGUCUCGAGAUGGGAUGGCAACCAAGACUCCACUGCCUCAGACAUUAUCAUCUCGCCAACUGAGAGUAAUGAUUCCAACAUAGAGGAACAGGAGGAACCAAAGUCAUGUCACAACCUUUUCAGUUUAGACAAAGUUCUUAGAACCCGGCAGCUAGUGUUUGACUUUGAUGGUGAGAGGCCUAUUCCACGUCUGAGGGACCCGUUGGACCUUCUGACAAUCCCGUCUACCUCCUGUCCAUUCCAGGGUGUCCGCUGGCCCAUAGAAUGUGAAGUGAUCCGUGACAAAAUCCAGCAUAUAGAAUGGGAUCCAACAGAGCCAGAGCCGUUCUAUGAGUCGACAUGUAAUGAGGAAGCUCCCAUGCCAGCACGGGAGGAGAAAGGAAAUGUAGUUUACUGCAUAGACCCAGCCACAAAAACCUCCUACUUCACCUACUCUCGCGUGGGUGGCAGCAGAGGGACCAUUAAACGUGCCACGUGCUGUGCCAGUCCUCAGGAGGGAUCUAGACUAGUCUUCGAAUCUCGUUUUGAGAGCGGAAACCUUCAGAAAGCGGUGCGAGUUGGUCAGCAUGACUAUGAGCUGACUUUGCGCAGCGAUUUAUACACCACUAAGCACACCCAGUGGUUUUACUUCCGGGUGAGGAACAUGAAGGCGGGCGUCAGCUAUCGUUUCACCGUUAUCAACCUGAUGAAGGCCAGCAGUCUGUAUAGUGCUGGCAUGCGCCCGCUGCUUUACUCCGAACGGGCUGCGUGGAUGAAGGGGGAGGGUUGGAAGCGAGCCGGAACUAACAUCCGGUACUACCCAAACAACACUGAACAAGACGGUAAACCGCUGUACUCCCUCACCUGGACUAUUGAGUUUCCUUAUGACAGUGAUACCUGCUACCUGGCCCACUGCUACCCAUACACAUAUUCAGACCUGCAGCGGUACCUGCGUGAGGUCAUCUCAGACCCUGUCCGUGCGGCUCACUGUAAACUGCGUGUGCUUUGCCGUAGCCUGGCAGGCAAUGCGGUGUACGUGUUGACUAUAACGGCACCGUCCACCAGCUUGGCUGAACGUAAAGCCAAACGGGCAGUUGUGGUGACAGCGCGGGUGCACCCGGGAGAGACCAAUGGCUCUUGGAUGAUGCAGGGGUUUUUGGAGUUCUUGUUGAGUGAUGUGCCCGAUGCCUGUCUGUUGAGGGAAACUUUUGUCUUUAAGGUUGUGCCCAUGCUGAACCCUGACGGUGUGGUGGUAGGAAACUACCGCUGCUCAUUGGCUGGCCGUGAUCUGAACCGAAACUACCGGACUCUGCUACGGGAUUCUUUUCCAUGCAUUUGGCACACUCGCAACAUGGUGAAACGGUUGCUCACCGAGAGAGAGGUUGUGGUCUAUUGCGACUUCCAUGGUCACAGCAGGAAAAACAAUGUGUUUAUGUACGGCUGUACCGAUCGCAAGGACACCUCGCAUUGUCUUCAUGAGCGCAUCUUCCCUCUGAUGAUGAGCAAAAAUGCUAAAGACAUGUUUUCUUUUAGAAGUUGCAAGUUCAAAAUGCACAAGAGCAAAGAGGGCACCGGUCGCAUCGUCAUGUGGAGACUAGGCAUCAGAAACAGCUAUACGAUGGAGUCUACCUUUGGAGGCUCAUCGUUAGGGGACAGAAAAGGCACACACUUCAGCACACGGGACCUGGAGUCAAUGGGCUACUGCUUCUGUGACACUUUACUAGACUUCUGUGACCCCGACCCAGCUAAGAUUACACACUGUCUGGAUGAGCUGGGGGUGUUAUUAAGACAAGAGGUCAGAAAGAAGCUCGGAAGAGAGGUUGACUCCUUAGAUGACCUCUCUGAUAUUGAUAUUGAGUCCAGCACAAGUGGAUCCAACAGCACAGAAUCAGACGGUCUUCCUGUUCAUCUUUUAAAUGCCACCAACCAGCAAAAACAAGAGAAGAAAAAAAACCUACGAAGCCGUAAAGAAAGGAACCGGCUUAGGCAGGAACGAGUUCGAAGUGCAGGACCCAAAGUUAUUCAAAGGACCGUCAAACAUUUGGCCCCCGUGCCCUCAAAUGAAGAUAUGGUUAAAGUGAGAAUCCAGGAGAAAACAUUGUGCACCAUGAAGGACAGUACCAAACAUAAGGUGCCAUGUAUGGUGAGGGCCAAUCAGACCAGCAGGUCUUGGAUACCUCAUCCCACCACACACAUAGGUGUUGUAGAUCAUGUGACUGAUUGGGGGGGCCGACUAGACAAGGUCGACAGGUCUUUUAGCCACUCUGUCUCAGAUGAUACUGGACGCAACACUACCUCAUCCGCUCCUCACCCGCAGGGGCAACCUCAGCGCCAAACCCUCUUAGCCACCAGUGGUCAAAAAAGACGUCCCUCUGUCCCAGCCUCAGGAGACAGGACUCCAUCUAUACCAGUCCAUCCGCACAACAUACCAUUCUACCCUGAUUUUAGACCACAACCAGAAAUAAAAGGAAGAGUGCAUGUCUCAAACGUUAUACAUAGAAGCCAACAGAAACUCAGGCAGGAGAGACAAGCAAAAGGAGUCCAUGUUCCUAUGACAUACUUCAUGCCACUAGACAACAUGGGAACAUUAAGAAUCAGUCACAAGACAGAUGCACAAGGUGCUAUGGGUGGUUUUGCAUCACCAGUUACUGCCACUGAAGCCAAGCAAACCAGUAAACAAGCUAUAAGAAAUGCCUCCUGUUUCCUCCCCGACCUGCACAGCCAAACUCAGCAGUUUGGUAACCAGGCUGCAACCGGAGGUCUGAUGUUAGGGAGACUGUCCAAAGGAAACAAAGCACUGAUUAUCAGAAGAGAUGCUGCUUCCACAGACAGCCUUAGUAGUGAGGACAAGUUGCCUCAGGAGCCCAUGCAAGUAGAGGACAAGUCGACAGAUGUUCUGCCUCAAAGAUGAAAAAAGUGGUCAGUUUUCUGGAUAAAAGCACGUGAGGAAUAUGAAAAGAUGUAAAACAAAGUGCCUUAUAUUUUAAUUGUCAUAUCAUUUGUGCAAUCCUGACCUGAACCACUAUUUUUAUUUGUUAAUGUAUUUAAUAA
Triplophysa rosa is the source of this 3378-nucleotide messenger RNA. It is a transcript of the gene agbl2, whose product is annotated as AGBL carboxypeptidase 2. The transcript is spliced from 24 exons. Lineage: Eukaryota; Metazoa; Chordata; Actinopteri; Cypriniformes; Nemacheilidae. The coding region runs from base 254 to 3238 and encodes 994 amino acids. Gene Ontology annotation, molecular function: metallocarboxypeptidase activity; zinc ion binding. The record is from RefSeq and is a predicted model, not a curated record. Gene Ontology annotation, biological process: proteolysis.